UCGUAAUUUUGGCGUUACAGGACACACAAAAUUAAAUUUUUUUAUAAAUAAUUGUUCUCAAUAUAACGACUCCACUCUUCACAUUUUUAACAAUUUUCACGAACCAAAAAAGUCUCCAGUGCGGGUUGCGUGCGCAGUGGAUAUAAUCCAGAAACCCGUGCCUUCCCGACGUUCCCGCAAUCGGGCGAGCUCUCUUUUCACUUCGAAGGUCCACCAUUAGAGCACUCUAUCCAUCACCGUACCGUCUCUUCCUCUCCCGUAACACGGAGACUGAAAGCUGAUGAUGUUUUCAGUUUGCCCUUUCUGCCAAUGUAAUGUUCUUCCUGCUGAGCUUGAAUGGCAUGCAAACAAUCAUUUUUUAGAAGAUGAUUUUGAAAAGGACAUGCAACUAGCAAGACAAAUUUCACUCGAACUCCCAACCUCAAGGCUCAAGGAUGCACCAGCUUAUCUUGAGCAGCCUUCUGGUGGUUUUUCCGGAGGGAGUUCAGAAAUUAGCAAAUCAACCUUCAAUGAAAAUCAUCUUGGAUUGAGGGAAGUUCUCCUUCAAGAACGGAUAUCUUGUUUAGUGGGCUUGCAGACUAAAAGCACCUUCUACAGAGUUGAAGGUGGCAUCAUGAACUUAUUGAGGAGAUGCCUCCAGUUAGAAAAUAGAAAAUGUAUAAGCGUAAUAUCAGGUUAUAUCGAUCAUUAUCAAAGUGUUGAAUCAGAAGAUUAUGGCUGGGGUUGUGGUUGGCGAAACAUUCAAAUGCUUAGCUCUCAUUUGUUGAUGCAAAGAAAAGAAGCAAGGGAUGUUUUGUUUGGUGGCUCAGAAUUUGUUCCUGAUAUUCCUUCGCUCCAAAGGUGGCUUGAGAUUGCCUGGGAAAGAGGAUUUGAUGUACCUGGUUCAAAUUCUUUUAACAAGGAAGUCUACGGCUCAAAAAAAUGGAUUGGUACUACCGAAUGCGCAGCACUCUUCCGUUCCUUUGGACUUCGGGCUAGGGUUGUGGACUUCGAUAGUUUACCAUCUUCUUCGCCAUCAACAUCUUAUACAAGUUGGAAGCAUGGAAAACAUUCAAACCCUGGAUAUUUUAGAUGCAAAAUGAUUGAAAAACAAGUGUACGGGCCAAUGGACAAGUUCUUACAGCGAAGCCAAAGUGAAAAGAACAGCAGCAUACAAGAUCAUGAUAGCUCUUAUAAAGGAGAGAAUAUCAGCGGAGAUCAGGUUCUCAUGGAGUGGAUCUGGAAUUACUUUACUCAUGAGGCAAGCUGUAGGUUAGAUGAUCUUCAAGAUGCUUUUAUAAGCCAGAAAACGCCUUUGUAUUUCCAGCAUGAUGGCCAUUCAAGAACUGUCGUUGGAAUCCAAAUGCAGAAGUCUGUGAAAGGGCCUGAAGAAAGAUAUUCUCUAUUGAUUCUAGAUCCUGGCCAGAGGACAAGAGAUUUAGAGAAGACUCUAAGAGAUAAUAAUGGAUGGCAGAAGCUUAUAAAAAGAGGAAUUCACACACUGAAAAAGCCACAGUACCAGUUAUGUUACGUUGAUCCUGGAGUUUCCUAUGAGGAAUGGGAAGAUCUCAAGACCAUUCAUAGCGAGUACAUCAGAUUCUACAAACGAUGAAGUCAAUGACACCGGAUAUAGCUUAUCGUCCAGAGGCGAAUCAGGUGCAACCACACCAUCAGUAUCUAGCUGCGGUACCAAGUAGAGGGUGAUGUGACACAUUUUCAUUGGACUCUGGACGGCGUUCGGUGUCCACGCAUAAUAAUUCAUAUGAAGUGAAGUUGGGUGUAUCCUAGACAUUUUGUAGUAUUUUAGCUAUGCUCUGUUGGAUCUGGCGACCCAUCACCGUUUUAGAGCUUCUCAAAAGUAGCAAGCUCUCUCAGGUGUUGAUGUUUGAGAGGAAUUCCUUUUCAAUCAGGCUUUCUCAUAGCCAAGCAAUUUACGACUAGGGUAUGGUCA
This is a messenger RNA of Dendrobium catenatum, 1930 nucleotides long. Its product is annotated as zinc finger-containing ubiquitin peptidase 1. NCBI's taxonomy places the organism in Eukaryota, Viridiplantae, Streptophyta, Magnoliopsida, Asparagales, Orchidaceae. Bases 281 to 1591 code for a protein of 436 amino acids. The transcript is spliced from 8 exons. The record is from RefSeq and is a predicted model, not a curated record.